This is a messenger RNA of Knipowitschia caucasica, 930 nucleotides long. The record is from the annotation of a GenBank genome assembly. Lineage: Eukaryota; Metazoa; Chordata; Actinopteri; Gobiiformes; Gobiidae.
AUGUGUCUGUGGCUACACGACACAGAUUCAUCCAUCUUUGCUCAGAGAAGGUGUGCUGGACUCUGUGUGGAGGAGGAGAUGAAGUUGAACAAUGGAUUUAUUUCCAUUGUCGAUAAAGACGAGAAGUUUCAGAUCAAAGUGGAGCUGGAGGAUGGCACGGUCUACACGGCCAAUGCCCUCAGCACAACACUUCCGCCAGAAGAGGGCAGCACUGAGUGGGAAAAGGACGUGAUGAAGGUGCAGGUGAAAGACGAAGACUUUGAAAUCUCAAGCGAUGACUACAUCCAGGACAGAUCUGAGGAUUCCGGACAAGAACAAGACUCGGCCUCAGGCUUUGAAGAAGUGAACGGUUUCUACAGCUGCUCCUUUUGCAACAAGAGGUUUGAGUGUUUGGUCAAUCUCAAACAGCAUCUGAUUGUGCACUUGGGCCUAAGAAAAUACUCCUGCGAAAUCUGUGGAAAGACAUUUGUCCAAAAGAGCUCUUUGAACAACCACCGACUCAUCCACAGCGGCCACAGGGACUUUGAAUGCAAGACCAAUUUGAACGCACACGCCGCGGUCCACACGAAGGAAAAACAUUUUGUUUGUUCGGCGUGCGGGAAAUCCUUCAAGAACAAGCGCACCAGGGAGGUGCACGAGAUGCGCCACAGAGAAGAAUUUCCGUUCGGUUGUGAUUUUUGCGGGAGGAGGUGCGUCGCAAAAGCCGCGGCACAGAAACACGAAGAGACGCACGUGGAGGCCAAAGGAAAGGGCAAGGUCGACGGGAGUUCUGGGUGCGCGCAGUGUGGCAAAAGGCUCGGGACGAAGCAGAGUCUGGAGAGACACAUGAUCCGGCACUCGGAGAGUUCCCCGGAGCCCCGACUGUUCCGAUACAGUGACAACAUGGGUCAAGGGAAGCACAGCGAGAUGGGAGGAGGGAGAAAGGCCUGA